AUGGCGUAUGAGAAAGAACUCAAAGUCGCCCAGCUGGCAGUCGCCCGCGCGGCGAUCCUCACGAAAUCGGUGUUCCACCAAAAGGCGAAAGGCACUGUAUCAAAAGACGACAAAUCACCCGUGACCAUUGGCGACUUUGGAGCACAAGCACUCAUCAUUUCCGCAAUCAAGCACAACUUCCCGUCGGACGAAGUGGUGGGUGAAGAAGAAGCAUCGUCGCUCCGAGAGCAAAAAGACCUUUCCUCGACGAUCUGGGAGCUGGUCAAGGACGUGAAACUGGACGACGCCGAAAGCGAUGCAUUGCUCGGCGGACCGAUCAAGUCUGAGGCGGCCAUGCUGGACACCAUCGACAUGGGCAACAGCGCCGGCGGCAACAAAGGCCGCAUCUGGGCGCUCGACCCCAUCGACGGCACCAAGGGAUUCCUCCGUGGUGGGCAGUACGCCGUGUGUCUGGCGCUCAUUGUCGACGGAGACGUCAAGGUCGGCGUGCUAGGCUGUCCGAAUCUGCCGGUCGACGACCGCGCCCCGUUGACCGAAGACAUUGGCUCCGCGGCCACCGAUGAAGAAGGCAAAGGCGUUUUGUUCGCCGCCGUGUCAGGCCAGGGCGCGACCUCACAGCCGCUCACGCGUGGCGCCGUGUCUCAGGGCCAGCCUAUCCAUGUCAGCAAGAUUUCAGAUGUCAGCCAGGCUGUCAUGUGCGAAUCCGUUGAGCCCGGCCAUAGCUCGAAGGGGGACAAUGCCUUGAUUGCCCAGAAGCUCGGUAUCACUGCCAAACCUGUCCAGAUGGACAGCCAGGCCAAGUAUGGUUCCGUCGCCCGCGGCGCUGGUGACUUGUAUCUUCGUCUUCCGGUGCGCAAGGACUAUAUCGAGAAGAUCUGGGACCAUGCCGCUGGCGAUCUGAUCGUCCGUGAGGCAGGUGGGCACGUCACCGAUGUCCAGGGCAAGAGACUCAACUUUGGCCUGGGAAGGACGCUUACGGAGAAUAAAGGUGUCGUUGCGGCUCCGAAGAAUGUUCAUGGUCAAGUCCUCCAGGCUGUUCAGGAGGUGUUGAGCAGCAAAUGA
This is a messenger RNA of Exophiala dermatitidis NIH/UT8656, 1062 nucleotides long. RefSeq names its product 3'(2'),5'-bisphosphate nucleotidase. The transcript has a single exon. Gene Ontology annotation, molecular function: 3'(2'),5'-bisphosphate nucleotidase activity. NCBI's taxonomy places the organism in Eukaryota, Fungi, Ascomycota, Eurotiomycetes, Chaetothyriales, Herpotrichiellaceae. Gene Ontology annotation, biological process: phosphatidylinositol phosphate biosynthetic process; sulfate assimilation. Bases 1 to 1062 code for a protein of 353 amino acids. The record is from RefSeq and is a predicted model, not a curated record.